UCUCUCUCUCCCUCUCCCUCUCCUGGGGCUCUCGGAGUUUACUUCCAGCUGCUGCGGCUCUCUCUCUCCCUCCCUGUGUGUCUCUGUGUGUGUGUGUGUAUCUCUAACACACACAGCCAGCCCCCCAGCAGCAGCAGCAGCAGCAGCAGCUCUGUGUGUGUGUCUCUCUCUCUCUCUAACACACACUCAGCCCCCUACAGCAAGAUGAUCCUGAUGACCAUGAUCGCCCGGGUGGCGGAUGGACUACCCCUGGCCGCUUCCAUGCAGGAGAACGAGCAGUCAGGGCGAAACCUGCAGGAGUAUCAGAACCAGGCCAAGCAGCUCUUCCGGAAGUUGACGGAACAUUCUCCGACCCGGUGCACCCUGGAGACCGGCCUCCUGAUGUUUCACUACCUGAUAGACCGGGGGGUCUGCUACUUGGUCCUGUGCGAGGGGAACUACGCCAAAAAGAUGGCCUACGCCUUCCUGGACGAUCUGCAGGCUGAGUUCAGUGAGCUGUACAUCAGAAAGGUCGCUACCGUCUCCAGGCCCUACGUUUUCAUCGAGUUUGACACCUACAUCCAGAAGCUGAAGAAGUCGUACAGUGACUCCUGGUCACGCCGCAAGUUGGGCUCCAUCAACAGCGAGCUCCACGACGUUCAGAAGAUCAUGGUGACCAACAUCGAGGAGGUGCUGCAGCGAGGGGAGGCCCUCUCAGCUCUGAACACCAAAGCCAGCAACCUCUCCACCCUGUCUAAGAAAUACCAGCAAGACGCCAAAGAGCUGAACUCGCGGUCUCGGUUUACCAAAGUAGCUGCCACGGGGAUAUGCCUCUUCAUGGUGAUGCUGUACUUCUGGUGGUUGUGACCAGAGCUGCAGACAGACAUACGGACGGACACGGUGGGCAACUCAGGAUUGGAGAAACACGGACUUUAACUCGGAACGUUCUGGGACACUAACAAAACCCCGACAGCCAGCUGAUAAUGUAACCGGGACUCUCGAUCGCACCAACCCAGGGUGCUCAUGCUUUUGGCAAACGUUUCUCACCAUCGCACACACGAGGGAUGCUGGGAGGAUCCGAAACAGGGAACUCCCGAUUUCAGGAAAACUGGCGUCGAACACUCCCAGGACAGGGACAACACGGGGUUAGGUACAGAGUAAAGCAUCCUCUACACUGUCCCCUCAUCAAAUACUCCCAGGACAGGGACAGCACUGGGUUAGAUACGGAGUAAAGCUCCCUCUACACUGUCCCCCAUCAAACACUCCCAGGGACAGGGAGAGCACGGGGUUACAUACAGAGUAAAGCUCCCUCUACACUGUCUCCAUCAAACACUCCCAGGACAGGGACAGCAUGGGGUUGGAUACAGAAUAAAGCUUCCUCUACACUGUCCCCCAUCAAACACUCCCAGGACAGGGACAGCACAGGGUUAGAUACAGAGUAAAGCUCCCUCUACACUUUCCCCCAUCAAACACUCCCAGGACAGGGACAGCACGGGGUUAGAUACAGAGUAAAGCUCCCUCUACACUGUCCCCAUCAAACACUCCCAGGACAGGGACAGCACAGGGUGAGAGUCAAUCCGGAACUCGGAUGGAGCUGUGCGUUGCUCUGGCUUCGAUCUCCUGGAGAGAGUGGGGAAGGCCCUGGUUUUCACUCUGCCUGGGGGCCGGUCUAUCUCCGAGUGAGUCAGGUUCAGGUUGGGAGCAGUAUGACCAUCAGGGCUGCCUGUGUAAGUCCUGCAGAUACCACCACACGGUGUAGUGGAGGACAGAGAUUGGG
This is a messenger RNA of Hemiscyllium ocellatum (epaulette shark), 1756 nucleotides long. RefSeq names its product vesicle-trafficking protein SEC22b-like. The record is from RefSeq and is a predicted model, not a curated record. Gene Ontology annotation, molecular function: SNAP receptor activity. NCBI's taxonomy places the organism in Eukaryota, Metazoa, Chordata, Chondrichthyes, Orectolobiformes, Hemiscylliidae. The transcript has 5 exons. Bases 205 to 846 code for a protein of 213 amino acids. Gene Ontology annotation, biological process: vesicle fusion with Golgi apparatus; endoplasmic reticulum to Golgi vesicle-mediated transport; retrograde vesicle-mediated transport, Golgi to endoplasmic reticulum. Gene Ontology annotation, cellular component: ER to Golgi transport vesicle membrane; Golgi membrane; endoplasmic reticulum membrane.